Molecule: messenger RNA, 729 nt
Organism: Entrophospora sp. SA101
Lineage: Eukaryota; Fungi; Glomeromycota; Glomeromycetes; Entrophosporales; Entrophosporaceae
Source: the annotation of a GenBank genome assembly
AUGAAUAUUUUGCUUUAUUUAUCAUCAAAUUUAUUAACAAGUGGAUAUUCUUGGGAUUAUCAAAAAUCAAAUGAAUUGAGGGAACUGUUAAGAACAACCAUAACUGAAUACUACAAAAAUUACACAAAACAGCAACUGGAUAAAAGCACCACACCACUAUUUUUUAUGAUUGCUGGUGCAGGAGAAGGAAAAUCUAGGAAUGCAAAUGAGUUACCAAAUAUAUUGCAUGAAGAGUUUGCUUCCCAUGAAGAACUGAAAAAACGAUUUGAAAAUGCAUUAGUAUUUAACAUCUCUUUUGAAAAUGGCACUAAAAUAGACCUAUUAGAAGAAUGUAAUGCUGUAACUGCCAUUGCAAAACGAAUGCUUUUUCAGCUAGAAAAACAUAAAGGUGGCUGGAUGGAAGCACUUCGAAAAUAUCCAGAUGUAUCACCAGAUGAAGUAGUGUCAAAGAUUGCUAAACAUCAAAAUGUCCAACCUAAGGAUUUGACCAUCAUUAUUGUGAUUGAUGGGAUGCAAGCAGCAAUUCACCAGGAAGAUAAUGGAGUAAAUAAAUCAUCACUAUUCUAUUCAUGUAUGACAGUUUUGAAUAACUUUGCUGCAUCAGGACCAUUUGUGAUAGGAUGUUCCACAGCAACACUUAGCAGACCUUUUCAUGUUUUUGUGAGUGCUUCACAUCAAAAGCGAGUGUUUUUACCAAUACCAUCUUUAUCACCACCAAAAAGACAAUGA